This is a messenger RNA of Jaculus jaculus (lesser Egyptian jerboa), 1978 nucleotides long. It is a transcript of the gene Hoxc5, whose product is annotated as homeobox C5. Bases 85 to 750 code for a protein of 221 amino acids. Gene Ontology annotation, biological process: anterior/posterior pattern specification; embryonic skeletal system morphogenesis; regulation of transcription by RNA polymerase II. NCBI's taxonomy places the organism in Eukaryota, Metazoa, Chordata, Mammalia, Rodentia, Dipodidae. Gene Ontology annotation, cellular component: nucleus. The transcript is spliced from 2 exons. The record is from RefSeq and is a predicted model, not a curated record. Gene Ontology annotation, molecular function: DNA-binding transcription factor activity, RNA polymerase II-specific; RNA polymerase II cis-regulatory region sequence-specific DNA binding.
AAAAAAAAAAACCCUCAACUUCAAAGAGUCACAAAUCACCCUUAAUCAAAAAGGGUGCAGAAAUUUUUUUGGGCCCUCCCCGCCAUGAGCUCCUACGUAGCCAAUUCAUUCUAUAAGCAGAGCCCCAAUAUCCCUGCCUAUACCAUGCAAACUUGUGGGAACUAUGGAUCGGCCUCAGAGGUGCAGGCAUCCAGGUACUGCUACGGCGGAUUGGACUUAAGCAUCACUUUCCCACCGCCUGCGCCUUCCAACUCUCUCCACGGGGUAGACAUGGCUGCCAAGCCCCGGGCUCACCCCGACCGCCCCGCCUGCAGCGCCGCAGCUUCGGGACACGCUCUGGGCAGAGACGAAGCGGCUCCUCUGAACCCCGGGAUGUACAAUCAGAAGGCGGCUCGGCCGGCGCCGGAGGAGCGAGCUCAGAGCGGUGGGGAGAUCAAAGAGGAGCAGGCGCAGACAGGGCCAGCCGCCGGACUGAGCCAGCCACCGGCCCCGCCACAGAUUUACCCGUGGAUGACCAAACUGCACAUGAGCCACGAGACGGAUGGCAAGCGGUCCCGAACCAGUUACACGCGCUACCAGACCCUGGAACUCGAGAAAGAAUUUCACUUUAACCGCUACCUCACUCGCCGGAGGCGCAUAGAGAUCGCCAACAACUUGUGUCUCAACGAGAGACAGAUCAAGAUCUGGUUCCAGAACCGCAGGAUGAAGUGGAAGAAAGAUUCCAAAAUGAAAAGCAAAGAGGCUCUUUAAAGGAAGCGGGGAGGCCCGCAGAGAGCACCCCGGUGGGCUUCCGUCCUUGCGCCUUCCCUUCUCGGUUUUCCUCUUUCUAGAUUUUUUGGGGCUGAGGCUCAGACCUCUAACACAAAAGCUCAUUUCCCUGGCAUUCUGCAUCCCCACCGUCCCAGGGUUCCUCAGGGCCGCCUGCCCUGCCUGGCUCCCCUCAGCUUAGCUGGGUACCUGCCCCCCACCCCGCAUGCUCUUUAGGGCUUGCCCAGAGGGCUGUGGGCACUGCAAGGCUCGGUUGGAUGAAUCUCAGCCUGGGCUGCCUCUUAAGCUAGGCUCCAACCCCUAGCUUGACCUGCCUGAGCUAAGGUGGGACCAGCCAGCUUCAGCCCUUCACUCCGACCUCCACCUCGCCCUCUUCUUUGUUUCUGUCUAGGCAGGCCAGGCCGCUGCAGGCUGGCGAGAGAGUGGCAGAGUCUAUGGCAAGACUCGGGGUGCUUCCUAGUAACUACUAGCCUUUACAGCUACCAAAUUCCGUCUUUACUUAUUAAUUAAUAAUUUGCAUAUGAAAGGGGGAGAUGAGUGAAAAUGGGCCCAGGGCUCUGGAGGUUGCUCUAUAGUCUCCAAACCUACUCCGAUCCCCAAAGCCUGUGAACCUCCCCAGCCUGGUCUGCUGCAUGCCCUCUCAGGUUCACAGCCCCAGCCUGCUAGCUAACUCAACCGCUGGAGUCUUCUGCCCUUGGACUGCUGCAAGUGGUACUCGAGGUUCUUUGCUAUCUCAUAGUUCCUGCCAUGACUUUCUUGUCCUCCUGUCCCAUCGCAGUUGCCCAACUAUUUAUUGACUCCAGGUCCUUCCCGAAACUAUAUUUUGUCAUAUCAAAUAAAGACAAAGAAAGAAAGGACAAAAGAUGCAAUGGCUUCCGUCUGUUUAGGGCAUGUACUGGGUAAAAGUAUCUAAACAGGCCGUGAGGUGUAGGUGAGGUUCAUAGUCACCCCCUUUAAAAAGCAAGAAGAGAGGGGAAGACAGGUCUUUCCAGAGUCUUGGUUCCCCAAAGUGCCUCUGAGGAAAGAUAAAGGCACCAGGGCCUCAUGUACUGGCUUUUCUCAUGCUGUGGUUGUCCAAGGCCUCUGCACCCCACUUCCAUCUUGGCAGAAUGAGGCUUCUAAGUUGUCUAUAGUCUCUACACUAAUAUGUGUAAUAUGUGAACUAUGUGUAAGAAUCCGUCUCAGGCCCUUCUCUACUAGAACUGGGCUA